AUGGCAUACAAACUGGCCCAACUUGGGGCUGAUAAGGUCAUUGAGGCGCCCUAUAAGGUCACAGGCGUUCCCCUCCGUAGUUUGGAAGAGGACGCUAGCGCCUGUAUCGUCCCGUUGAUCCGAGUUAUGUGGACCGGGCGUUGGGCAAGGAGCCAUAGGUCCAGGGUACGGUCAGAUGGACAAGGUCAGUACCCCCGAGCACACCAGGAGUUUGGCUGCGUGCCCGCCAAGUUCCCCAACUCCUUAGGGUCUUCACAGUGCAUUCUAGAUCACGCCUGUGAGGGUUCUCCUAGUGGAAACGGGCAUCCUCUCGAUGCCAUCUGCGAUGAUGUCACGCCCACUGGAAGGCUAGUUAGGGUACAGAUGCUAGAUGGGAGCCAUUGGUCGGUGCGUCCCUGCCUCGUCAAACCCGCCGAUGACGCCUGCGGGCGUAGCCUUGUUGAAAGCGAUGACAAUGUACCAAACCUAGUAUGCUUGCGUGAUGAACAAGCGAAGGGUGCUCGAGUAUUGGUUGGGGCGGUAGCCUGCCCGAAGUUUGAAGGGUUCAAAGGUUACGGUUCCACAUGCUCUUCUCUGAGCGAUUAUUCUAUGAUCGACGGUCGUGCCUCGGAGAUUGAUGGACAAGCGGGUACUCGAGUAUCUGUUAAUGCCGACCACCCCCCAUAUGGUGUAGAAGGACUUUCUCGUGAGGAUGGUUACGGAGAGGUUGUUGACAAGACAAGUAUUCAAGUAGAAGACAAGGACGGCCAAGGCCCCCAUGAGCCAUUCUUGUCAACUACAACCGAUCAACCUGGGGACGCUCAGGAAGACGGUGAAUUAACUCAAGAUCAACGUGUUGAUAGGGUUACCAAUAAGGAUUACCCCGAGGACGGCAACGAUGAUCAACGCGGGCAACAGAGACUCCAUAACGCCUCUGACAAUAAGCAGGAGAGAAAGGAAGAGUAUGAAGAAGAUAAGGUGAACGAUGAGAAUAAGAGGGAUACUGCAAAUGAUAAGAGGAGAUAUGGAGAGAGUGGAAAGCGAUACAACCCUUAUGAUGGGAGCUCUGGAAGUGGGAGUGAUAGAUCGAGAAGGGAUAAGUAUGGUGGAAGGAGAAGCGGUGGACACUUCCAUCCAGUACGUAGGGUUGUACGAUCCUCUCGGAAGUGUGAUGUCUGUGCCACAAGAGAGUGUCGGACCAAGAUCCACUACAAGGAGUACGACUCGGCCGAGCAGAUGGCUAUGAAGCUUAGGCCAGCAAGAAGAUGCUAUAAGUCAUUCGCCUAUCAUUUGGAAAGGGUCUGCAGAAGGUUUAGGAAGAUAUAUGAUACCGACGAGCACUUACAGCGUGCCAAUAGGGCUUUCCAGUUAUACCCUAAGGUGAGCUAUCAACGGUUCCGCGAGAAGGUUCUCACCAAGCAUCGGCGUAUGUACCAAAUAGCGAAGAUGAUUGAUGAAGACUACGCUAUGGGAAAUGGAGUCCUAGUCAUGACCGAAAAGGAUCGAAGUUUGUACAAGCACUUCUACAUGCAUCCGAUAGUGAAGAUUCGGCAAGCAGUAUGCGAAGGUGUCACGUCUUUGCCAUGGGGCAAGAUAAGGCCGAGUUCAAGUGCUAUCGCUGCUUGGAGGGAGAAUCAAAGGUCUGACGUCUUCAAGGAGUCCAUCCCCUAUGAGAACUAA
Molecule: messenger RNA, 1659 nt
Organism: Perkinsus marinus ATCC 50983
Lineage: Eukaryota; Perkinsozoa; Perkinsida; Perkinsidae
Exons: 9
Coding region: 1-1659 (552 amino acids)
Source: RefSeq, a predicted model, not a curated record